CCGAGACCACGUUUACGCGCUGCCAAGCCAAGCCAAGCGGGACCACUUAUUUCCCCUCUUCGUGUGUUCUUUCCGAAAUCUACUGCUUUGAAACAGUUUUUGCGGGUGUUCUGUGGGUUUGCUUCGUUUACCGUGCGCUUCACUUCCACUGCACGCUUGCGAAGGCCUUCUCUUAUCUGGGGGAAUAUCCUUCUAUCUUUACAAACGGCGUUGAAAGAGGUCACGCAGGAUUAUGGUAGGAUGUUCGCGACGACCUAUCGGCGCACGGAAGAAGAGGAGCGCGAAUACAAGCGACGGCGAGCCGAAGCAGCCCGACGGCGUCGGCAGAACCUGAGCGAGGAACAGAAAGCGGCCGAGCGGGAACGCAAUGCUGCCGCAUGCACGCCAAAGGCGGCUGCACCAAACGGAAGAGCAGCGAGCGGCGGAACGCUGAACGGCACCGUGCGCGUCGAGCGAACCCACAAGUACGGGCCGCCGAACGGGAACGCGAUGCCGAGGCGAGGCGAAGGCGUCGAGCGAACCCGCACUUGCGGGCCGCCGAGCGCGCACGCCGCAGGGAACGUCGACUGGCGGAGGGCGUUAGACCAUCGUCUAGGCGGCAGCGUCGGGCUAAAGCUCGCCGGGAUCGGCGGCAGACAUCGGAGAGGACGCCCUCGACGGCGGUGUGGUCGCGAGGUGCGAGUAGCGAAGACGACUCAAGCUGCUGCUCGACGACUUGGGUCAGUUGUGCAGCGCGUGCGACCGCCUAUGCUUCCGCCACGACGUCUCCGAGGUGUCGCCGCGACACGUCCAAACGCUGGCUCGCGAGUUUCCCGAAGAAGAGCACGUCGAGGACUUCGCGCUGUGCCAGGCGUGCAGGGACUCCCUGGAAGCCGGGAGUGUCGCCCUGGUGGCGCGACGUUGCGGAUACGUGUACCCGCCAAUGCCGGAGUGGUUGACGAUUAUCAGUUCGGACGAAGAGGAGCAGCCUGUCAGCUGCGACGUGCAUGGCCCCAUGCCCGUCCUGACGACCAGGAGCACACAGACGGACGCGGUCAUGCCGCCCAGCAAAAGAGUGGACAUUGCGAUCGGAUCCUUGUGGAUUGACGACAGAGGCGUGUCGAGGUCGACGCAGACGCAGACUUCCUCCUUCAUCGCAGCAAAGGUGCACAGCUGGACGGCGACGGAAAUGAAUGGCCUUCCAAAACGGCGAAGUUUGCUUAGGAAGAAAACAAGUGUUCGCCCGAAAGUAAUUCCGGCGAAAGAAACAACGAUGCUCGCAAGAUGACAAAGUCAACAUCGUCGAUCGGUUGCAGCCGUGGAGUCGAGGAAGAAACCUGUUCAUCUUACCAUUGUGCAGAGAAGAGAGUGCCGCGUGGUGAAAGGUGAAAUUAAGUGCCUUCGUCUCUUGGCACACUGAUAUCUUUUCGGACAAAGCGACGUUUGCGUCGUCUGUGAACUGAAACUUGACGCGCCCUCAUGACUGGUCGCCAGCUGCGAGCAGCUUGUGCAUUCUGGCCAUUCUAAGCAGCCUCUUCUCGGGAAGAUCGCCUAUAUGUGGUCAUUUGUGAUGUUUCGUGAACCAAGUGCCUUGACCUCUCAUACUCGGCCAUCCUGGCGCACCAAUCCCCGUCAUUUGUGAACGUCUGUGAACCAGAGUGGAUAGUAUUUGCAAAUGGCCGCCGACUGCGGGCAGUUAGUAUUGGUGAGAACGGUGGCCCAGCUGUUGACAAGUGCCUUCAUGGAUGUCAGAGUGCCUUAUUUUACGAGCACACGCUAAACAAGAAUGAUGAAAUUUAUUGCACUUCAUUGCAAUUAUGUCUGACUGUUGCGAAAUACAUGUCCUUUUGCUGGAAA
Messenger RNA from Rhipicephalus microplus (southern cattle tick), 1836 nucleotides. RefSeq lists its product as uncharacterized. The record is from RefSeq and is a predicted model, not a curated record. NCBI's taxonomy places the organism in Eukaryota, Metazoa, Arthropoda, Arachnida, Ixodida, Ixodidae.